AUGGAUCUUAUUAUGCGUAAAUCUAUUGACAAAUUGAUGGACAAUGCUGAUCCUCUUCCCCGCGUUUAUCGCGAUUGGACAUGCUCCUUGAUGUAUUCGAUUACGAGCAAUUCAGAAGAAGAUACCGCUUUAUACGGGCGGGAUUCUUUCCAGUCGUUACAGAAAUGGAAGCUGGUCUCUCUAGAGAUACCUCAAGGCACGCCCGCUGACGACCGCGCCACAGCUGGCAAUUACUAUAAGGGUGCUUGCGAGCAGGUCGCUUCAAAUAUACGCUGGGGUCCUUUGAUGUAUCCAGUCGAAUAUAUCUCGUAUAGUUGUUAG
Messenger RNA from Cylicocyclus nassatus, 321 nucleotides. Lineage: Eukaryota; Metazoa; Nematoda; Chromadorea; Rhabditida; Strongylidae. The record is from the annotation of a GenBank genome assembly.